This is a messenger RNA of Eremomyces bilateralis CBS 781.70, 861 nucleotides long. RefSeq names its product GroES-like protein. Gene Ontology annotation, molecular function: alcohol dehydrogenase (NADP+) activity. The record is from RefSeq and is a predicted model, not a curated record. NCBI's taxonomy places the organism in Eukaryota, Fungi, Ascomycota, Dothideomycetes, Eremomycetales, Eremomycetaceae. Bases 1 to 861 code for a protein of 286 amino acids. Gene Ontology annotation, biological process: alcohol metabolic process. The transcript is spliced from 6 exons.
AUGCAUGAUUAUAUGUUCGACGGAUGGACUAGGUCGUCGCCUGGAUCUGGGAGGCUCAUGGCUAGGUUUGAGAUUGAUGGUCAUAUGAAGUGGGAGUCCUAUGAGCCAAAACCUUUUACGGAUACGGACAUCGACAUUGCAAUCAGUCACUGCGGCGUUUGUGGUAGCGACAUUAGUUCUCUCCGCUCAGGGAUCGGUGUCGGUGUGCAGUGCAAUGCCUGCCUUCGAGCCGACUGUGAAAGAUGCUCGGCGGACUUGGAGAACCACUGCAAGAUCGACUUCGUCGCAACCUACGAUUCGACGUACAUGGAUGGACAGAAGUCGUACGGAGGAUACGCGAAAUACUGGCGGGGUCCCGCAGCUUUCGCAUUUCACAUACCGGACGGACUGGCUUCGGGAGCAGCAGCCCCAAUGCUAUGCGCCGGCUUGACAGUGUACUCGCCUUUAUUGAAAACGGAGCUGGGCCAGGCAAACGUUGUUGCGAUAUUGCGGUCCUCAAGCAAGCGAGCGAAUACUCUGAAGAUAGGGGCCGACCAAUACAUCGCAACGGAAGAGGAAGAAGGGUGGUCAAAGAAACAUGCUGAUUCAUUGGACCUCGUCAUAUCAACCGUCUCAGGUCCAGGCAUGCGGUUGGAAGAAUAUCUAGCCCUCUUGGAUGUGAACGGUACAAUGGUUCAAAAUCUCAAACUGGGGGGCAGCCUGAUUGGAUCACGGAGCACAGCGAGGAAGAUGUUGGAGUUCGCGGCCAAAGAAAAUCUCACACCAUGGGCUGAUGUUCGGCAACUGGCUGAAGCAAACCAAGUCGUACAAGAUAUGGUUAAAGGAAAGGCGAGAUACCGGUACGUGCUAGCGAAUAAAUAG